Messenger RNA from Anguilla anguilla (European eel), 1756 nucleotides. RefSeq names its product nuclear factor 7, brain-like. Gene Ontology annotation, molecular function: protein binding. The record is from RefSeq and is a predicted model, not a curated record. The transcript has 2 exons. NCBI's taxonomy places the organism in Eukaryota, Metazoa, Chordata, Actinopteri, Anguilliformes, Anguillidae. Bases 1069 to 1671 code for a protein of 200 amino acids.
CUUUUUUGUUUGUCUCCGUUAACCACACCCUCUCAGGUGCUCCUUCCAAAUGAGAAAAUCGGAGAACGCUGUACUUAAUCCCCUGAAGACUUAAAAAAAAAGAAGUUUUUGUAAAAUUCUAUGCCAGUAUGUUCUAGAACUCUAGAGCUGCUUUCAGUUGUGAUGGUUACAUCAGCAUUAGAAUGUUCAGUUAAGAGCAUUCUUAUCACAUUAUUUGCAAAAUUACACAUUAAAGGGUUAAAAGCAAAACUGUUUUAAGUGUACAAAGUAACUUGUAUAAUAGUAGAGUACACAAAAAUAUUUACGUGUGUGCAUUAUUGCAGUAAAAAUGUAAUAAGUUUAAAUUAGUCUUGCUAAAGUUGCAGUUAGUGGUGAUGAGGCUGGUGGUGAGCAGAAUGAGGUGGUCUUGGAGGAAGAGGAGUAAGAAGAGAAUGAGUUUAAUUAAAUCAGUGAUGACAAUGAACUUGCUAGAAGUCAUCACGGUUUCAUCUUUGGCCUCUCUCCCACUCUCUGCUCGUUUGGUCUUGUCUUUCGUGAAUACAAUAACACUGAAAUCCCUUUUCGCCGAUUCGCGAGAGUAACACAUGCGCCCAUCCACACUGUGGGGCGAGCCGCUGCACUGAGAAAUUAUUCUCUCAGUCAAACCAUUAAACCGUUUAUGAAAAUUAUUUUUAUUUUUAUGACAAACCCCUGAAUAACAGCCGAAGACUUCCCCCCUUAUGAAACAUUUUAUUGCGAAUCUAAUGUGCGUCUAGUCCGGCAUUGCUGCACACAGAUAAUUCGCUAAUUGAGACAAGGUGAUUGGUGCAAAUAGAAAGCAUAUGUACACUCUGGCCCUCUGGAACAAAGUUGCCUGACCAUGAGAUCUAAAUUUCAGGAGGGACAGUGAGGGUGUGUAGUUUUGUGUGUUUCCUGCGCCUGUUUCCUCCUAACGUGUCCCUUUCGCCCGUCUCUCCGUCCCGCAGGUUCAAAUCUGAGGCGGAUGACCUCCGCGUGACCCCGGACGGGCCCUGCUCUCUAUUCCUGGGCCCUUACGAGUCUCACCUGCAGCUCUUUGUGUGGAAGGAGAUGCUGCCGAUGAUCAGGCCAGCUCCUGACAGCAUAACCGUGGAGGACAACGACGACCCGGUUUUGAGAGUGUCGUGCGACCGCUCCAGCGUCAGGCACGUGGACCCGAGGUCCGCGGGCGCGUGGUCUUUCGGGAAGGGUCCCGAGUUCUCCAUGUCCCACACGUGGAGCCGCGAGGCGUUCCGGUCCGGGCAGCACUACUGGGAGGUGACGGUUGGGCAGAAGACCCACUGGAGCCUCGGCCUGGACGCCGGUCCCCGCGGCAGCCGGGAGAGCGUCUGCCGGCUGAACGGCCGCUUCGGCAAGCUGCGGUUGAAGACGCGGCGGGAGGUGCCGCUGGACCUGGCCGCCGGGCCGCGCGUGGUCGGCACGUACCUGGACUGCGACAGGAAGCGCGUGGCCUUCUACGACGGCGACACCGCGGCCCUCAUCGCCGCCGCCGCGUACGUCUCCGACGGGCCCCUGUACGCCUACUUCAACCCCGGCUUCUACCUCCAGGGGGAGAACGCGGACCCGCUGGCCGUUCGCCAGUACGGACGUCCCGACGCAGGUUCCUCGCGCUUAAGAGCUGAACCUCUGAUUUUGCGCUCAGAGAUCGUUUAAAAAAAAAACAAAACAAGAGCUGUUUUUGAUAUCAAUCACAUUAUUAUUAUUAUUAUUUUUAAUUCAAAUCAUCUUUCUGAAAACU